Erythranthe guttata (spotted monkey flower) is the source of this 815-nucleotide messenger RNA. NCBI's taxonomy places the organism in Eukaryota, Viridiplantae, Streptophyta, Magnoliopsida, Lamiales, Phrymaceae. The record is from RefSeq and is a predicted model, not a curated record.
GUUACAAAUUUUGGCACGCCCGGUGGGACAUCUCUACCUCUCAUCUCUUCUCUCUCUCGAAGAUCCUCGAAGUGUUGCAGUGACUGCUCUACGUUCACAAUGAAGAUUGCUUCUUCGGAUUCAUCAAGUGUGGGCUUAGGUACAAGGAGUAUGGCUAAGAAGCUGCAAGCAUCCUCCGAGACUAACUCGACGCCUCAAACCAUUCAGAAAGGCUUACCACCUCUUGUCAACACAAGCGCAGACGUGGAAGGUUCAAAACGAGAGAUUUCACAGCCCACGCCUCGUUCAACAUCAAGCUACUCAGAGGUGGCAUCCGUCAUGACAACAAACGCUACAACCAUGGAGGAGCAAAUUGCAAGUUUGACAAAGGCCAUUGAGGGACUCGCAAAGCAUGUUCAACAACGAGAUUCUGAAAUUGCCGAGUUGAUCAACAAGAUGGACAAAGCCGAUGCUAGUCAAGCUGUGGAGAAUCAGAUAGAGGUUCAAGACGAAGUCGAGACAUCCAAGGAAUGCAAUGGGGACUCCGAUAUAUCCUUCAAGUAAUUCAACCUAAAAGUUUUGAAGAGUUGGCCACUCGAGCACAUGAUAUGGAGUUGAGCAUACUUGCAAAUCAAAUUGAAGAAUCACCAUUCCAAAAGCCGUACCAGCUCAAAGAAGUGCAUCUUGAAGAAGAACAAGAAAAUCAUGAGGAUGGGGGCAAGUCUUUUGAAGAAGCAACACCCUAUGCAAUAUGACAAGUCAAAUCAAAUGAAGCACUCCUUGACACGAGUUUAAAAGGUCUACAAGUCCAAAUCAAAUGAAACACUCCUUGACAC